Molecule: messenger RNA, 1717 nt
Organism: Diceros bicornis minor
Lineage: Eukaryota; Metazoa; Chordata; Mammalia; Perissodactyla; Rhinocerotidae
Gene: CCDC92
Product: coiled-coil domain containing 92
Exons: 4
Coding region: 449-1393 (314 amino acids)
Cellular component (GO): centriole
Source: RefSeq, a predicted model, not a curated record
GUCCGCCGGCGACCCUCCCUGCCCCGGGUGCGUUCCCUGCCCCGCCGCCGCCGCGGGAGGGGGGCGUCGGCCACGCCCUGCGAAGUGAGUAGCGCUCGGCCGCCCCCGGCCGCCCGCAGACACAGACCCUCCGCCGCGCCGGCGCCUCGGCCGCCCGCCCGCCCGGUCAGCGCAGCCAGGCCUCGCCGCCCCGGCCCCCGCUCCCGGCGUGCACCGCGGCGAGCGCUCGGGUGGGAGCCGGCGGGAUGCGCUCGGCGGGCGGCGCCCACUGACCUCCCUCGGCGGCCCGGCCGGGGCAGGGCCGGAGCCGGGAGCCAGCCCCGCCCGCCGCCGCGCCCCGCCCAUGGGCCGCCGGCCCCCGCUGCCGCCCGCCUGGAGGACCGCGCCGAGGGCGGGAGCCGCCUGAAGGACCGCGACGGCCGCGCCCGCAGGUCAUCUGGAUGUCAGCAUGGCAGCCACGAACCUGGAGAACCAGCUGCACAGCGCGCAGAAGAACCUCUUGUUCCUCCAGCGGGAGCACGCCAGCACGCUCAAGGGGCUGCACGCUGAGAUCAGGAGGCUGCAGCAGCACUGCACAGAUUUAACAUAUGAGCUGACACUCAAAAGUUCGGAACAGACAGGAGACAGCUCUUCUAGAAGCAGCGAGCUCAAGAAAAGAUGCGAAGAACUGGAAGCUCAGCUGAAAGCCAAGGAGGACGAAAACAACGAGCUGUUGAAGGAGCUGGAGCGGAAGAACGCGAUGAUCGCGGUGCUGGAGAACACGGUCAAGGAGCGGGAGAAGAAGUACCUGGAGGAGCUGAAGGUGAAGAGCCACAAGCUGAGCAUGCUGUCCGGCGAGCUGGAGCAGCGCGCCGGCACCAUCGCCUACCUGACCGCCCAGCUGCACGCCGCCAAGAGGAAGCUCCUGAGCUCCAGCGGCCCCUCCGACGGCAGCCCGUCCGGGAGCCCCGUGCUGGCCAGCUACAAGCCAGCCCCGCCCAAAGACAAGCUGCCCGAAACGCCCCGCCGCCGCAUGAAAAAGAGCCUCUCUGCCCCCCUGCACCCGGAGUUCGAAGAGGUCUACAGGUUUGGGGCCGAGAGCCGGAAACUACUUUUGCGGGAGCCCGUGGAUGCCAUGCCUGACCCCACCCCGUUCCUGCUGGCCCGGGAGUCAGCCGAGGUCCACCUCAUCAAGGAGAGGCCCCUGGUGAUCCCCCCCAUUGCUUCUGAGCGCAGCUCGAGCGAGCAGCACAGCCCGGCCCGCGAGAAGCAGCACAAGGCCCACGUGGGGGUGGCCCACCGCAUCCAGCACGCCGCCCCGCAGGCCCCGCCCGAGGUGGAGACACUGGCGGUCGACCAGGUGAGCGGAGGCAAGGUGGUGAGGAAGCACUCAGGGACGGACAGAACUGUGUGAAGCCCGCUGGCCCUCCAUCCUCGGCUGUCGCCGCACUGUGAUCACUACCAGGAAAAACUCACCCACACCUUUCUUUUUUGUUUUUAAUUCCCAUGCAUGCCAAAUUGUUUUCAGACCUGUCAACAGAUUGUUCUCCUCCUGCUCCUCUUGCCCUCUUCCUGACACCAACAUGUGAUCGUGUCCCUGCUGCAGAAUACGCAUCUACUGACCGCUGUGGCCCAACACCUGUGCGCCGCGCCACUUGCUUCCGGUCCCAGCCCGUGCAGUCCGAGCGCUCCUGGACAGAGCACAGGCCGCAGGCCGCCUCACUGCUCCAUGUCAAUG